Messenger RNA from Drosophila mauritiana, 2777 nucleotides. It is a transcript of the gene meng, whose product is annotated as serine/threonine-protein kinase meng-po. The record is from RefSeq and is a predicted model, not a curated record. The coding region runs from base 582 to 1952 and encodes 456 amino acids. The transcript is spliced from 2 exons. Gene Ontology annotation, biological process: peptidyl-serine phosphorylation; peptidyl-threonine phosphorylation. Gene Ontology annotation, molecular function: protein serine/threonine kinase activity; ATP binding. NCBI's taxonomy places the organism in Eukaryota, Metazoa, Arthropoda, Insecta, Diptera, Drosophilidae.
UCGGCUGUCGGUUUUUGCUUUUCCAUGCAAAUAUAAAAACCGAACCGUCUGGGAAAUGGGAAAUCAUUCAUAACGGAAAACUCCUGGCGUGCGGACGUGAAAGUGCCGUGAUUUCUACGUUGAUUUCUGUCGCGUCUUUCGCUGCUUGUGUUUUGUGUAUUUUCGCCAUUUGCCCACUUAUUCUUUGCGCCUAUAUUGCCCGCUACUUUUGUAUCCGUUCGGAAAAACAAAAAGAAAAUCGUGGCGAGCAAACAAGUCAACUAAAAUAUCCCAUUCAUCUUGUUCUGCCAACUUAUUUCUAAUUGUGAAGCAACCUUGAAUUUCCAACUCGCGCUGGAAAUUGCUAAACAAAAACAGCGCGCAAAAUCUAUUGUUUACCGAAAACUAGUCAAUUACCAGCGAUUUUCGCCUAUUGCAAUGUGACUUUCCAAGUGUGAUCGCAGCUUUUUUGACGUUUUGUUUGGCCAAGAGGACACUUUCAAAUAUCGGUUACUAACGGUAUUCAAUAAACGGGCUUAAUAAGUGCAUUAGAGGAUUACGGAUCUGGGAUUACACUGAUCAGGAAAAGCAAAUCUUCUGAAAUGGGCACUAUCGAGAAACGCUCAUUCUCCUUCCGGCUGCGUCGAUCCUUCGGCGACGGUGGCAGCACCAACAGCCGCAACAGCAACAACAACAGCAGCACCUGCACCAACCACAACAACCAGAAGCGAUGCAGCACUCCGCUGACGCCGACGAGCACCAGCACAGGGCGACUGGAGGUGCCUGGAGCGGCCAGCGUGAGCCGCCGGAGCAGCAUCUACAAGAAGCCGGACAAGAACGACGGCGGGCAGAUCCAUCUCAUUCCGGACGUGGAGCUGCCGCUGAUGACCUUCGCCGACCAGUACAACAUCGAGAAGACGCUGGCCGAGGGCUGCUUCGCCAAGAUACUGCUGUGCCGGCACAGACCCACCAAUACGCUGGUGGUGCUGAAGGCGGUGCACGCCGAGCUGACCACGAUCAAGGAGUUCCAGAAGGAGUUCCACUACAACUACGAGCUGUCGCAUCACCAUCACAUACUGAGCGCCUAUGCGGUGGCCUUUCAGACAAUGGACUACUACGUGUUCGCCAUGGAGCACGCCCCCUACGGCGAUCUGGCCUCCAACAUCGGACCCAACGGCCUGCACGAGAACGCCUGCAAACUGAUCUCGGAGCAGCUGAGCUCCGCCCUCGGCUUCAUGCACUCCAAGAGCCUGGUGCAUCGCGACCUGAAGAUCGAGAAUAUCCUGGUCUUCACGCCGGACUUUACGCGCGUGAAGCUGUGCGACUUCGGGGCCACCACGAAGAAGGGUUUGCUGGUGCACAAGGUGAAGCACACGUGGACCAGCUGCGUGCCGCCGGAGCAGCUGGAGCUGAUCAAGAACGAGCGCUUCCAGUGCCUGCCCGUCAGCGAUUCCUGGCAGUUCGGCAUCCUGCUGUACAACAUCCUCACGGGCAAUCCUCCAUGGCAGUCCGCCGAUUGGGUGAAGGACCAGUCCUAUGCCAACUUCAUGAAGUACGAGCAGCGCAAGACCACCAAGGUGCCGGACAAUUUCCGGCGCUUCUCGCCCCGGCUUAUGCGCUGCUUCCGAAAGUAUCUGAGCCACGAUCCCGAGGACCGCUGCAAGAUCACCGAGGUGGCCAAGUACAUGAAGGACCGCUGGGUGGAGUGCCGCAUCUCCACCUCCAAGUCGGCCACCCUCAUCUCGCCCACCAAUCACGACCAGGACUCCUGCAUAUACCUCAACCAGCGGGAGGGUCGUCUCUCCGGGGAUGAGAACAAGCUGCGCUUCAAGCGAAUGAUGUCCACCUACGGCCUGGACAUACCCAUCGACCAGGCGAUGGUGCGGCGGCGGGUAUGGGACUGGCUCUCCACCUGCGACGCCAACUUUGAUCCGGACGUGGAGAGUCUGCACGCACUUGACCUGUUGCAGUAGAGUAAGAUAAAUCACCAGCUAAGAAAUCCCCCGAGAAACCGGAAAACAUAAAUAUCCUUAGAAACAUUUUUGGAUUUUUCCAAAGAUUUUUGAAAACAAAAAACAAUGAAAUCGCUGUGUAAAUAAGACGAUAUCGCCCAAUUAGAAAGCGGAACCGGGAUGUAUAUCAUCAUCCCGAACGGAAACAGUUUGAAUUUGUGGAUCUAUAAGAUCGUUUUUGUAGAGCAGAGAAGUCACUUCUCGACGGUUUUUUCUGUUGUUCUGCGAGUGCAAAAUGCCAGAACUGAAAUUAAGUAUAACUUUAUAUAGAUGAAUUUUGGUAAAACUAAGUAGUAAGAAUUUAUAGGAUAAUAAAUCCCGGUAUAAGAUUAAAAAAAAACACGUCAACGGAUAACUUUCCAGUAGUGUUACCCUCCUAGUCUUCCGCUCGAUGAUUUUCGUAAUACUCUCUAUGUGUGUGUGUAUGAAUGUAGUUUUUUAAGUGUACUAUAAUGUGUGAUUUUCGCGUUACUUACUUUAUGUGUCGGGAUACAAACUACUGCAAUUAUCUAGAAAUAUACCAUAAAGAUAUAUGAGGAGUGCCCUUUGGCGCAUUCACGACCAAUUACUAGACGGCUAAGAUUUGUUUUAUAUCUGUCAUAGACUAGAUCUGUAUUUAUGUAGUUAUCCUUAUAAUGAUCCCACACUGAAACGAUUUUGUACAUACUAUUUAGUUGCAUACGACUGUCAAAUGAUACUUAUAUGUCUCUUUACCAGUUAAUACCCCAUGUAUACCUAUAAAAUGCUAAAAAUAUAUAGUGCCAUAAACUGAGUUUAUUUAAAAAA